This is a messenger RNA of Triticum turgidum subsp. durum (durum wheat), 402 nucleotides long. NCBI's taxonomy places the organism in Eukaryota, Viridiplantae, Streptophyta, Magnoliopsida, Poales, Poaceae. The record is from the annotation of a GenBank genome assembly.
AUGCCUAUGCAGAAACAGGAAACACAGGGGGCAGAAAUGGCUUCCAACUACGUGGACACCACGGGGGAGGAGGGGAGGUUCCACGCCCACGGCCACCACAGCAACAGCACCACGCCGACCGGCGAGGCCGCGUCGCCCAAGAAUACGCGGAGGAGAUGGCCCGGGUCGGCAUCGGCGCCGUCCGGCGCAGGCCACAGACUCGCUUCCAAAUGCGUCUGUGCGCCGGCCACCCACGCCGGGUCCUUCAAGUGCCGCUUCCAUCGUACCAACUCCCAGGGCCACGGCCACGGCCAGGGCCAGGGAAGCCGUCCUUCUUCGCCUCCUUCACCGGCCGCGGCCAACACGGUGCCGCGGCACCCGGCCUCGCCAUCCUCCUCCUCCGGCAUCGUCGCGACCCAGUGA